AUGUCUCUUGCGCUGGUGUCUUUGAGCGAUGCAAAUUCAGCUAUCGGUUCACCCCGCAAAAUCAUUUCGGCCAGGGAGGCUGUGAGUGCCACACCAGGGAACACGUUCAGUGACGGCCACGGCCUCGUUAGUGCCAGGACCACGCCGGACGACCAGUGCCACCUACUGAUAACUGGCACCGAGCGCUCAUCACGGGCAGACACAGCAUUAAUGAAUGUUACCUUGGGACACGGGACCAGAGGGAACAACACCUCAAAACAAGGACACAGGACCAGAGACAACAACUCCUUAAAGGACAGGGGACAGAGGGAAACUAACCUCAACAGGACACGGGACCAGAGGAACAACACCUCAACAAGGACUUGGGACCAGAGGAACAACAACUCAACAAGGACACAGGACCAGAGAACAACAGCUCAACAGGACACAGGACCAGAGAACAACCUCAACAAGGACUUGCGGACCAGAGGGAACAACAUAAUGGGGACUUGCAGGACUAGGAGACAACAACUCAACAAGGACAGGACCAGAGGAACAACACCUCUUAAGGACACGGGACCAGAGGAAACAACACCUCAACAGGACCACUGGAUAGGAGAACAACACCUCAACAGGACACAGGACCAGAGGGAACAACAACUCAACAGGACACACGGGACCAGAGGAACUGCUGCCUCAACAGGACACGGAACCAGGAAACAACAACUCAACAAGGACACGGGACCAGGGGAACAACAGCUCUUAAGGACACUGGGACAGAGGGAACAACACCUCAACAAGGACACGGGACCAGAGGGAACCAACCUCAACAAGGACCUUGCAGGGACCCAGAGGGGCAACACCUCAACAAGGACGCAGGACCAGAGGGAACAACAACUCAACAGGACACGGGACAGGGGAACAACGGCUCAACAAAAGGACACACGGGACCAGAGGGAACAACACUUACCUCAACAAGGACAGGACAGAGAGAACAACACUUUUCAAGGACUUUUUAGGUGGUUGAAACAACAACUCAACAAGGACCUUUUGGGACCAGGGAAACAACAACUCAACAAGGACUUACAGGACCAGAGGGAACCACCUCAACAAGGACACACGGGACCAGAGGGAAACAACAACUCAACAAGGACACAGGACCAGAGGAAACAACAACUCAACAAGGACUGGGACCAGGAGACAACACACCAACAAGGACACGGGACCAGAGGGAAACAACAACUCAACAAGGACACGGGACCAGAGGGAACAACAACUCAACAAGGACACGGGACCAGAGGGAACAACAACUCAACAAGGACAUCUCUCCGUCGCUCAUCAUCACUGUCAAAUAAACAAAUAAAUCAAUAA
Molecule: messenger RNA, 1350 nt
Organism: Homarus americanus (American lobster)
Lineage: Eukaryota; Metazoa; Arthropoda; Malacostraca; Decapoda; Nephropidae
Product: protein kinase 4-like
Exons: 3
Coding region: 1-1350 (449 amino acids)
Source: RefSeq, a predicted model, not a curated record